UAAAUCACGCGUCGCGUUUCGCGAUCCAGCCGCGGCGGCCACCCACGACCCGCUCACUCCGGCGGUCACCGCGCGCCUUCGUGACUCCUCCAAACUCUCAAUCGGAACGGGAACUUCAACAUCCACUGCCUCUGUCCGUCGACGAGAGCGCUUUGCUCUUGGCCGGGGGAGUGGGGGGGGGGCCGCCACGAGCCACCCGCGGUUCCAGCAGGCCGAGCCAUGGCACUUCAGUGCGGCGGAGACAGCGACGUGAAGACGCUUCUGAACUUCGUGAAUCUCGCCUCGAGCGACAUCAAGGCUGCGCUUGACAAGUCGACGCCGUGCAAGCGAUCCGUGGAUCACCGCAAGUACCUACAGAAGCAGCUCAAGCGCUUCUCGCAGAAGCGCGCGAUCUACGGAGCGUCGGGCUCCGGAUCUGGAGCGACCUCCGCGGGGGGCACCAUCUCGUCAUCCUCCUCUUCGUCGUCGUCUUCUUCGUCUUCGUCGUCGUCGUCGUCCUUUGCCUCGGGCGCAGUCUCCGGGCGGCAUCCGACGCCGUGCGGAGGUGACCCUCGCUCCGCCUCGCUCCCCGCCUGCUCGGCGCUCUCAUCGUCGGCAGAGAGCAGCGACGGGGAGUCGAACGCGUUCGCUCUCAUCCCGAGGCCCUUCCCCGGCGCGUCCGCUGCCUGCGCCAGGCAACCGCCUCGCUUCUCGGCCGAGGAGGAUGAAGACCACGAAGACGACGACGACGAAGACGACGAGGAAGAGAUGACGAGGAGGAGGGGGAGGAGGGCAACCGCAACGGCGGCGGAUCGUGGGGACCAGAGGAUGUCUUUGUCGGCACCGCUAGUUGCUCGCUCGAGGCCUCCCAUCUCCCACCACGACCCCUCGCGCAGAGCCACGGGGGCCGCGCCCGUGGCGUUCCGCGCCCUCGGCGCCGCGCAGCAACAGCAGCAGCAACAACAGCAGCAGCAACAGCAGCAGCAGCAGAACGUGCCGCUCAGGAAGCGACAGCUGCCCGCGUCCUUCUGGAAGGAGCCGGAGCCGGCCGAGAAGAGACCUCGCGGCGAGAGAGGAAGCGCCCUCGGCGCGUCGCUCGUCGCGCCGGGUGACCACCGAAUCCGGGCGAUGAUGCGCGACGCGACGCGACAGUUCGCGACGCGCGCUGGAGUCGGACAACAACAACACCACCACCAACAACAACCACUACCUCCCCCGCUACCACCACUGCCACCGCUGCCGCCACAGCAACGACAGUCGCCGCAGCAGCAGCAGCAGCUGCUCCUCCUCCAGGGAAUGGAACCGCUCGUGCAGAUGUCGAAGGGCCACCUGAGCUUCCUGCAGGAGCCGCCGUCUUGCGCGGACGCCGCCGCAGCCGCCGUAGCGGCAGCAGCAGCAGCGUGCGCCGCGCACCCCCCGACUCGGCCGUACUGCGGUGCCGCCGCGUACGCGGGAGACGCGAGCGGCGCCUCCCCCUGCGCCUCGUGCUACGCGGCCGCCGCUUCCUACUACCCAGCUCCAGCGCGGUACCUCGGCUCCCUGCCCGCACCGCAGCUCGGCCACGUCGGGCACAUCGGCCCCGCUUCGCCAACCGCGGCAGCGGCGGCGGCGGCGUCGCGACUGAUGUCCGCCUACGACUUCUGGACGCGGUUCGAGGCGCGCACCCUGCAGGGCACGACCGAGCGGGGAAUCGAACCUAUGCUGCUGCACGGGGAAGGGAUGGCCGGGCUGAAGGCGGCGGGGCUUUUGCAAGCGACCCCCGUGAAGCCCAUCGUGUGGAAGCCGAUUCCGACGAAACCCGCGCUGCCGUUCCCGUCGUCAUAUGCGCUCGUGGCUCGCCUCGACCCGAAUGCGUACACGGCGUGAGCAGGAACUAUCAAACAACAACAACAACAAUAACGGUGCCCAGUCCUUAAGGCGCUAUUGGGGUGACUACGUGCACUUUGAGGUCACGCGAAUUGUCGAAGGCUCGGCGGCAAGAGGUCACAUGAGGUCACGGCACAAGCCCUGUUCUAAUGGGCACACACACACGUGGACACACACACGUGGACACACACACACACACUGCGGUGACGCUUUAGAACAGAUUACGUGCAGCCAGCACCGACACGCACCUGUGACGCUUCUUUAGCAGCACGAUGCUGUAAUCCGUGACUGAUUUAUUUCGGGAUGAGCACGUGGCGGAUCUGCUCCACGGGGAGGAUGCUUCUCAAGCACGUGUCGCGGCUGCGCCCACGUUGCGUCUAUUGGAGAUACCCCCCCCCCCCCUCCCAUCGUACCCACAGCACUCUCUCUCUCUGAGAAUGGCACUUUCCAAACCGUCGGUCUUCUCGUCACUCACGUGUAGAGGACACCGUUUAUUGCGCAAGAGGACGAUUAUUGUUAUUGUUUGGCACAUCCGAUGAUUUUUGGGGGGGGGGGGGCUGUCCCGCGCGUUAAUUUGUUCGGCCGCCGAUUUCAGACACAUCGCAAAAAAAAAUCGUGAAUGGGGCAGAUUCUUCCGGAACUAAACUGAGCCCAGCACAUGAAACGCAACUUCGGACAUCGUGCAGAAGAACACGCGGCCACGACUAGCCCCCCCCCCCCCUCCGCCCCCCACCCCAAAAAAAUACAUCGGAGAAGCUUUCCAGCGGCAUGCAGCCAGCAGCAGCAGCACGGGUGCGAUUAUCCAACGCAGACUGCAGCACCUUGCUGUCCUGAACGAUGCGAAGAGGCCCCGUUUUAUCCAUGACAUUGAGCGGAUAGUGCCUCUCACGUUCAAAAGGAAGAAACACACGCAAGAGUCUGGAAGAAGAGGGGCCUUCUCGCCUACAGCAAUCGGGACGUGCCCUGGCAGUCUGUUGAUUGGCGUGACUCAGCUGAUGAGCUCCUGUGAGAGCGAAGCGCGGUCGUGUCUACCGCAAGUGCCCAGAGGUGUCGUUAUCGAAGCGCUGGUGUCGCUGACAUUUGCGCGGGGUGAUGUAUCAGAGAGUAGAGACUAACACGUUUAAAUAUACAUAUAUAAUUUUGUAACCGAGAGAAAAGCGAAAGUUUGGUAAUUUAUAUGUACAUAGAGUGUCGUAGCAACACCGUCAGCAGAAUCGAUAGUUUCGUUAUCUUCAAGUCAUCGUCAGUAGCAGCUACAUCAACGGCAGCAUCAUCAACAUUUAUCAACACCGUUGCUAGCAGUAUCAUCAUUAGCAGCAGCAUGUCAUCAUCAACAACGUAGUCGUAUAAGCAUCAUCAAAACAUCGUAAUCAUCACUUUGCUUCUCAUGCGCAACUUACUACCCAGGUCCUUAAUGCGUGACCUCCACACACAUAUGGAAGGGCUGCUUUGUGUAAGAUGCUGAUUGCAUCAUACGCAAUCAGCAUUGUUGCAAGAUGCAAGACAUGGGCCAUGUUAGUGACGCUAGCUAUUGGUUAACGUGCGCUUCCAAGUGUUAGACAAUUCAAGGGUUGCACUAUAACCAUACAAUGGACACAACCCGUUGCACCACAAUUGCAUAUCGCUUGACUUCUGUUCAUCAUCAGCCAUGGUGUAUUCACUGCUGGAUGAAGGCCUCCCCACGUACCCGUCGCCUUAUCACGUUGGACCUUCGAUGACCGAAUCCGUCUCGCUCCCGCGCCACGAGCUGAUCUCAUUCUUCCACCUCGACGGGGUUUGCUUCUUCCUUUGUGCUGCCACCCUUCCGUCACCAGUCUCGACCCGAGGCCGUCGUCUCUGCUUGCCAUGCUGCGUCCUGCCCAAGACCAUUUUGCUUGUUUUUUUUAGAGCAGUCAAAUGUGAUGUCUCUAUAAGGCUGCUUUCCUCUCUCCAUGUCUCGUUGUCGUUCUCAGCGUGCAAUCUCUUCGUGCUUCUUUGCGCACUUUUCAGCUUUUGGUUCACCUCUUUAUAAUACAGGUCGGUUUUUUUUUAGGGGGGGGGGGGGGAGUUAGAUCGCGUAAAUAUGUGUCGCUAAACUCGCCACCCACGCGACACGGCUAAUUAGCAAGGUUUGUCACGUACACAGAACAUGCCAAUUCGUUACUCUCCAACACACCGGUGUGCUGUACCAGUAACGAAUUGGCCACCACAUCUACGCCUCUAUAUAAGGAACGAAACAGGUGGACUGUUCCACAAGUCUGGCUGUCGCCUGAUGAAGCUAGUUGUAAUUACUGGCGAAACGUCGUACUCAGAUUGUAAAUGUUGUGGCUUGCCUCUCCAACACACUGGUUAGUGCUGUACUAGUACACUACACUAUACACUACACACUAGUGCUGUACUAGUAUACUACACUAUACACUACAUUAUACACUACUGCUGUACUAGUAUACUACACUAUACACUACAUUAUACACUACUAUACACUAGUGCUGUACUAGUAUACUCACUAUACACUACACUAUACACCACUACUAUACACUACACACUAGUGCUGUACUAGUGACGAAUUGCCACGUUCUGUUUACGUGACAACCUCUUACUAGUUGGCUGUGUCGGGUGGUGGCGGAUUUAACGACACAUUUAUACAUUUACGCGAUCUAACCCAAAAAAAAAACUGUAUUAUGGAUAUUGAUCGCGAAAGCCUGCCACGUGUUAAACUGUUUCCCCUAUCUUCGGCUGCGUCCGCGUUUCCGAUGCACGUGUCGUAGCCCGCGACGCACCGAUUUCAAUAUUUCUUCUUUCAGCCUUCAAACGAGUCACCAACAAGGAGUGCAAUCUAUUUCGUAGAGCGCCGAUUUCCCACCUUGACCACGUCCUCGUGGCAGAUCCCAUUCACCUCGCCCUGUCUUGCCAAAUCGUCAGGUACUGGCUUGGAGAUGUUUAGAAUCGAACGCCUUUGGCUGUGCAUCUAUCUCCAGUACUCGACUCACUGGCGCGUUCCAGCUAAAUUAUUGGCUCAAUAUCAGCUCUGUAUGUGUGGGAACUCUCGCUCUCUCUCUCUCUUCUCUCUCAUCUCUCUCCCCUGUCCUUCUCACCUCGCUGCUGCCCACAAUGUGCCCACGUUAUGUCUCUCCGUCUCGUCUCCAGUUCGUGAAGGGUUUGAGUCCUUCAGACGUCGCGUCCUUACCCCGGCGCUUCCUCCUCACAUACCCCCCCACACCCUCCUCCUCCUGUGAUGAAGGAACCCCCUAAACCUCCCACCCUCCCCCCCCUAUCCGUGAUCGACGGGCAACGAAGAGGCCUUCAUCCAGCAGUGGAUUGACAGACUGGCUGUGAUUUUAGAAUGUAUUUUUUUUAAAAAGUCCGGAGAAAACUCCAACUAAGACUAAAUUGGGCUGGACGAGGUUUUUGUUUGUGUGGCCACGUGUUGUGUAAGUGCACGCAGCGCGUGUGUCGUGUGUGUGUCGUGUGUGUGUGUGUCGUGUGUGUGUGUAGUGUGUGUGUGUCGUGUGUGUCGUGUGUGUGUGUCAUGUGUGUUCUACAGGGCGAUCCGUUUACAGAUACCCCACUCAAACAAGUUUGGAGGAACGUAAUCAGGAAAGGACGAUUUUACUUGCAAGCCUCUGGCACGCGUCACCAACCAAUCUCAAAACGUACACCUGGUCGACGUUUUGUGUCGUUUAAACCCUCGACAAGACACGAAGGGCCAUCAACCUCACAGAGUCCUAUCGACACAUUGGGAAGGAAGUGAUGGCGGGUCGUGAGAAACCGGCGAGACACCACACACACACACACCACACACACACCGCACACACACUAUACAUACACACCACACACACCACACCACAGACACCACACACAUACACACCACACCAACCACACACACUGCACACACAUACACCACACACACCACACACACACCACACACACACACCACACACUACACACACACGUUCAGGAGAAUCGCCUGGAUAUCAUUCAGGCCGUCGUGGGACAGAAUCAGAGUCCACGUGGACUCACCAAAAGCAUUUCAUUGACACUGCCUGAUCAUCGCCGGGGGUCAUUAGCCACACAGGUAAAAGCGCAUCCCUCUCCCAAAUCGUCUCGCUCACGCCACUUGCUGUCUGAAGUGACAUCCACGAGAAGGGAGCUUCGAAGGGGAGUUCCCCCAAUGAGGGUAUUUGGCCUACUCUUCUUCUGAUUGAACGUUGUCCGGACGUCUCGGAAGAGAGAUGGGAGUACCCACGCUUUACCCGCCACCGCACGUGACCUGCCGCUCGACCGAUCUGUGCGAUGUACCCUUUUAGACUGCUGGGUUGGUCGCAGUGGCGGUGGACUGGGGAAGGAAUCGAGACAUUUGCCAAUUAUUUGAACUGCCGCGCACCUGGAGACUGAACCCGUGACCUCUCAAACGUGCGAACCAUGGCACCGCGUAAGCAUCGAGGCCCGAACAUUUGAGAAACAAGUCUGGCCGAAUUGCGUAAAAUGUUGUCACUCCACUGCCUGAAUUUCUAAAUAGUUUAUUUCGAGUGCAAGGGAUGCAUGUGCAGUGUUUGUGUUGGCGUAGUUCAUCGUCAUUAAACCGUUCGCGUCUCACGGUGUGAGGAUUGUGUCGGAGGCAGAGGAACUUCUCAGGGACAAGGGAGACCCCCGGGGGGGUGGGGUGGGGUGGGUGAUGUGACACAGCCGGAUUGUACUGCGGGAAGGAAUGU
This is a messenger RNA of Lethenteron reissneri (Far Eastern brook lamprey), 6536 nucleotides long. It is a transcript of the gene FAM181A, whose product is annotated as family with sequence similarity 181 member A. The record is from RefSeq and is a predicted model, not a curated record. Lineage: Eukaryota; Metazoa; Chordata; Hyperoartia; Petromyzontiformes; Petromyzontidae.